AUGGGACUGGUAACCACCACGGCAGAGCGCCGCGCUGAGGCCGAAGGAGCCGACUGCUCUCCCGAGGGCCAGUGGAACUGCAUGCCCCGGACCUGGCAGCGGUGCGCGGACGGGAAAUGGAGCCAGGUCAUGAAUCUCUCGGACGGGACCAUCUGCACGCCCGCUGGGCUGACUGAGGAGAUCACCAUCGAGCACGAUGGCUCAGUAAACGGCACUGAUGAUGGAGGAGGCAGCCGCAGGACCAGCGACGGCACGCGCAGCUCCGUCAGCAGGUUUCUGGUAUUAUGGGUGUUAGCGAUGCUGAUCCAGUGGAGAUGGAGCUGA
Clonostachys byssicola is the source of this 324-nucleotide messenger RNA. The record is from the annotation of a GenBank genome assembly. NCBI's taxonomy places the organism in Eukaryota, Fungi, Ascomycota, Sordariomycetes, Hypocreales, Bionectriaceae.